UCAUCUUAUUUACCACUGUAGUUCCAUUUAGGAUAUAUUACUUAGAUUUUAGAGUGCCUUUGGGCAAAAUGAAGUCAGUGAAGAGGAUCUGGACGAGUGGAGCACGAGAGCCGAAAGUGUAAACAUUCGCUGAUACGUCCAAGACCUCUGCAUGAUAAGCCUUGUAAAUCAUCGCUUGGCAUGAGAAAGCAACAUCAGGCACCUUCAAUCCAGCCAUAGAGAGCUCAAGACUCUUAUGGAGGGGUGAAGUUCCUGAGGCAGUAGUAGUGUCACGUUCCCUGAGUCACCGUAAUUGUCUGCCUGCCAGACACACCUGAGGUGGACAGUACACACACGCAAGGACGGACGGACAGAUAUGCAGGCCAAGGACAAAGGUUUGGUAUGGGGCCUCCUGGAGGCUGCUGGAGAUGUGAACGAUGGAGUGCGGCAGACAGUGGCAAGUUCCCUCAUUACAUUGGGUCACCAACAUCCCCCACUUGUCCUCACAGCCAUUCACAAGUUCAUUUCUAGUCCACAAACUGCUCCUAAGGUGCAUGUGCAGUCUAUGUUAUACAAUGUUGCUGAGAACAUUAUCCGUGAAUGUGGGGAGAAGAUAAAUGAUGCUGAAGUGAUCUCAACAUGGAUGGAUGGAGCCGUGAAGUUGUUGACCCUGCCUUCAGUUGCACCAGACCUUCAAGAGGCAGCCUCUGGGUUCAUGGUUGCCCUUGGAAGCUGUCCAGUUCAUUGCAAUGCUGUAAUGGAGUGCCUCGUUGCCCAGAUACAGACAGGAAUGCUUCCAUCUCAGAGUGUGAUUGAAACUUUGGGGGCCUUGGCUGCUGGUAAUGUGACUGGCACUGUACCAUACUAUAAGAUCAUUCUUGGACUCUUAGUGGGAUGUCUUCCUGCUGUAAAGCAAGAAAGUCUGAAGAAUGCAAUAUGUGUCAUGAUAAACAAGUUCACAGAGGCAAUAUUAGAAGCUGUGGAAAACAAGGAGCCUGAUCCAAACAUAUCACUGGAGUCAUAUGUAACUGAGAGUGCUGCCAUAUUUGAGUUGCUGGUCAAUCUUUGGAUCAAAAACUCAACUACCAGUGUGCGUCAUGAAGCUAUCCUGUGUCUUGGCCACCUGAGCCAUCUGCUGCCCACUGACAAGCUAGAGGAGUUGGCAGGCCUGGUAGUAACCACCAUCUUGUCAAUGUACCGUAAAACUUCUUGUCCAUACAAUCUUACAUUUUCAUUGGCUCUAAUCAUGGAUGCACUUAUAAAGAAAAAAAUCACUGAAGGAAUGAGAUUUCAUGUAGAUCACUUAUUGAGUUCAUUAUUUACUCAAGUAUGUGUAUCUCCAAAUUAUACUGAACCCUUCACUGUCAAGAACCACUAUGAGGUGCUCCGAUGUUAUGAGCUCCUUGGAGGGCAGUAUCCUGAGAAUGUGGUGGCCCACUUACUGCUAAGGCUUGAGAAUGCUAGCUAUCAGCAGCGUGUUGGCUCCCUUAUGGUCAUCAAACACCUAAUUAAUAGCAAGACUCUUAGUGCUGAGAAUGUUGCAAGUUUGACGACCACUCUCAUUUCUAUCUUGCAUGAUCCAAACAGCAAAGUUGUUAAGAGUGUUACACAAGUAAUUGUUGCAUUGUGCCACAACAAUCACCUCACACCUCAGUCUGGUGCUCCCUUCAUCACAUAUCUAGUCAAGCACUCAGCAGGACUGCCUUCACCUCAAACUAGACGCCCAUCUCUGGCUGAACCUGAAGAAGAGUCUGUGCCAGUAGUGUGUCGUCGGGUGCUACACCUUCUUGCUACCACUGUUGAAGCUGCUUUUCCAUUAUUGUGGCCACUGCUACUCACCUUUGUUUGCACUACUGAGCAUGAAGCAAGUCUUCCCACAACUAUGGGUUGUCUGGCACAUUUGGCUAAAACUAUCUCUGAAUUCAAUGAGCAGGAACCUCUUCUUGUUGGCUCACCAGGCCCUCCAACAUCACCUGUGUUACUCUCACGACUGCUAGUUCUAAGUUGCACACCAGGAAAUGAUGUGGGAGUGUCAGCUCUUACUCUGCUGCAAGGUCUGGCAUCCCAAGUGAGCCCCAGAGUGGUGGAGCCCUGGGAGAAAGAUCUUCCACAGCUGCUGGCAACAUUGCAGGACCUGACUGAAAAGGUUGAUUUAGAACCUUCAGCAAUUCAGAUGUGGCAUGAGUCUUUGCGAGAUUUUCUAAGUGACACUAUCACCAACAUUGAUAGUGAAGAGUAUACCAUGAACCUAGGAAAAGCUCAGAUGGAGCAGCUGCAUCUGUAUGAAAAGCAGCCAUCCCAACUGUGCUUCCUGAUGUCUCUCAUCGGUAUCACCCUCAAGCAGUCCACCAGCAAGACCUUCAUUGCCACCAAUCUCACCACACUUUUCAAUGCCAUGAACCACAAGUCCCCAAGUGAGCGAGAGAAUUUUGCUCUGUGUGUAGGGACAGUGGCAGCCGUUCACGGUCAGUUGGUUCUCACACAUAUAGACAUGUGGCUCAAAGCAGCAGAUCCUGCCAAGAAGCCCAUAUCUUUCUUCAGCUUGAUUAAGCAGGAUACCCGUGCAGAAGAAUGUUCCUGGACAAGGGCCACACUGGUACAGUGUUUAGGCCAGGUGGCUGCCCUCACACCUUCUGAGGCUGACCAAAACUGGGUGGAGGGACCCAUCAUGCUACACCUCCUCAAUAUCAUUAACAGUAACAAGAGUGACAAUGUGAAUGAAGCUGUACUUCACACUGUCAGCAGUAUUGCCCGAGCACGCAUCAGCCAACAAGGCAUCAGCUUGCGUCAGCGGCCAUUACUCAUCACACACCUCAUAAACACCAUCAAACCUGACAACAUCCCUAUUCACGUCUUGGCAAGCACUUUCCAAGCUCUUAGGAAUCUUGUAGCACUAGAACCUGAGUUGAACGUGGAAGAGCGAACCAUCAUCCUGCAGUCUGUGUUAGCAGCCUUCAUGCCUCGUUUGGCUCAUGUGGAAAUCAUGGAUCCCUUGCUCAUCAAGUGCUUUGCUCAACUUGGUGUUCUCAUGAGAACAAUUAUCCAGAAGGACACCAACCCAGCCACUCUUGAUGAUGUGACAACAUUGCUUCAGUCUUGGACAGUCUCCCCAACAGACUUGAUUAGAAUAAAGUCUGUUGAGCUUCUGCACACCACUCUCAAAACCUACUAUGAUCAUGUCACUUUUACAGUUGAGGGCCCAACAAACUUCAACCAGACGUGCCAGCUGCUGGCAUUCCUUGUGCCACGAGUGACUGACCCAAGCCCUCUGGUGCGGACUCAGGCAGUGGGUAGUGUAUACAUGGUGUUAAGGAUUGCUGGCCGCUAUACAGGACUCACACCUGACCAUCAAGAUAAGGAUCUGAACACCAUUAAGGCAGUAGAAGAGCAGAUUUCUGGUGAUGAUCCAAGGAAAAUUGAUGCUUUAGCUGAGGAUGUUGCUCAGGUGAUUAGCAACAAGCUGUCAUUUGUUCAGCUGCGUUCCUUCUUGUCCUGUGUGGUGGUUGGGCUCCAGGAUCGUCUGCCAGCAUCCUCAGCUGGUGUGGCACUCACUCUCAUCUCAGUGUUCACCCUCAGGGGCCACCAACUGCACCAGCACAUCAAAGAACUUUUAGAACUUGUAUAUAACCGUCUGGAGAAGGUCCGUGACAGAGAAACUCGACAGAGAGCAGUGGAGGCAGUCACUCGACUCUCUUCCCACAACCUGAAUCAGGUGCUGGAUGUUCUGCUGAUCUAUCCUUUGCCAUAUGACAAGGGAGUGUGUGAGACAUGGCACCACAUUGGGAGGGACCCCAUGCUGUGUUCUGCUGCCCUCUCAUUUCUUAUCCAAGUUUUGGAGCGCACACAGCUUUUCUCUGAGCAACCAACCACUACAGAAGCAACAGUUAAAAUUGCUACCAUUCCACCUCUUGCUGCAAUAUCUGGACUUUGUGAGUUGUUGCACGACUUAAGAGUAGUGAAAGAAAGAGAGUCCUCUGAAGACAGCUGGGAAAAGGUUGAGAACAGCCCUCGUGAAGAGCAUCCUCAGAUGUGGCCAGCUUCACAGGAGAUCAUAAUAGACAACUUUCCUUCUUUAGCUUCCCUGUUAUUGCUGCUUUAUGGUUCCUAUGUUGGGGUAAUGGCUCCCCUCCACCAGACUUCCUCAGCUAAUUCAAAAAGUGCCUUCAAUUUUAUUCCCAAUAGAGGAGCUACAACCUUAGUUCCUAGCAAGAUUGUCCUCACAUGUCUCCAAGCAUUGAUAGAUGUGAUUGAUUGUGCUUCUAUCAGUAAUCUUUUAGCUGCAAAAAUCAGAGAUGAAAGUGAUGAGAAUAUGGAAAUUCAUCUUCUCACUGUCUCUGAAACUAUAGCAAUGUUGGUUCACGAAUCCCCGAAGCAUAUUGAGAAACUAGUCAGCUGUUUGGAUCGUCAGCAUCCCUAUGAGAUGCAGCGAAUGACUGUAGCUGCAGUGUUUGCCCAGUUAACUGCAGAAAAGUGUGGAGGUAACUAUGAACUUCUGGAAAAGAUAAUUGACUGUUUGCUGGGAAGACUUAAUGACAGAUCAGUCCAUGUGCGUCGCCUGGCUGUGCGAGGACUCUCAAACUUUGCUCACCUGCAGAAUGACCAGUGCUAUUUCCCACAGUGGUUCUCGGUUUCAGAAAAACUUAAGGAGAUCAUUGCAGCCAUGGUUGGAGCAACAGAUCAGCGUGACACAGGCAGUUCUGAGGAACUGAGUGUGGAAAGUCAGGUGGCACUGGAAGCCCUGAGAGGCUUGGCUGCCCUUCUGCCUCGAUUACCUCAAGAAACUGUCCUUCAACACACGCCAACACUCCUUAUCAGAAUUAGACUUUUCUCAGAGAAGACAUCAGGGGAAGUGCGAGAGGCAGGCCUGGGUGUGCUGAGGGGCCUGGCAGCAGCUGUGGGCAGCAGUGAGGAGUUUCGGGAACAUCUGCACCUCCACUUGCUUGCUGCCCUUAUCCACUUGGCUGACCCUCAUCCUCCAACUGUCGUGAUGUGCAAGAGUGCAUUACAGGCACUUGGGCCACAUGUUGGCUCAAAGGAUAUGAAUGCAAUGUUCCAGACGCAUCUUAUCCCUAGUGGCCAACUCAACUACCAUCAGUUCAUUGUUGACCUCACCAAGUUCAUGGUCCUAGAUCUGAAGGACCACAUUGGAUUCUUCAUUCAAGCAACUUCAUCUUAUUUCAAGAGCCCAGAGCCCUCGCUUCGUAAAGCUGCUGCACUUUUGAUAGGGAAUCUGGUGUAUCAUUGUGAACAAAGGGAAGACCUCAACAUCUCAUCAGUGAGCCAUGGUCUGCUGUAUCUCAUGCGGGACCCAGAUGCAUCAGUGAGGACAGCUGCUGCUAUUGCCAUUCCUCUGCUCUUCAGGCACACACAAGUGUUAUAAUUUCAUAAGGUAAUAGUCCAAUGGUUCUUAACCUUUUUACUACCAUGUCCCCUCUAGGAAUUUGUUCAUCCCUCUACACUUCCCUUGCAUCUAUGAAUGCAGUGCCCUUCCAGACUUUAAAGGAGGCAAUACUUCUGCAUUUUUCAUAGACUUCUCAUUACUUAGCCAUGCUCUCAUUAAGAGAAUGACAAAUAUAAUUCAUACUUUUCCCAAGAUGCACCUCUCAUGUUAAGAACCACUGUACUAGUCUCUUUCAUGUAUACCAUUUUCAAUAUUUUCCAGAAAUAAUUCAUCCCAUGACUCCAAUUUAGAUAGUAAUGCUCUGCUUGGCACUUGACUUUUUGUAUGUCAGCUGAAUAUAUAUUUACUAAUUAAUGAGUGUUGAUGCAAGAAACAUCAGUAAUCAGUAUAAUGAUUAUAUGCAUACUGUGUUACUUGAUGUGCUGUACUGUCAUCAUAUAGAACUGUGCUUGACUAUCUACGUCUUUUAAUGUUCAAUACUGGUAAACGGCCUGAAGACCCCAUUUGUUCACUACUGUCACAACUAUCCAGGAGCAGUAUAUAGCAAAGGUCAUGAAUCUUUAAUGAGGUGGAAGCUCAUAAACCUUGUGAAAAGAGAUCUUACACCAUAUAAGUAAUGCAGAGAAGUUUGCAUUAAGAUGAGUACUUGUAGUGCAUCAAGACAUUUUGAGUUGUGGACAUCAUAUAAAUUACUCAGUAAUAAUAGGAGAGCAGCAACAACUCUUGAUGCUACUGGACUGAAGCAUUUGGUUAGGUUUGAUCAUAUUUCACUUGAAUUUAUUUCAUAGUUUUAUUAGGAGUAAAUAGCUGUUACAAGAGAGUGAAAAUGCAGUGUGAUGUGCUGGGAGCAGCAUGGCUUAAGACCGUGGCCAAUUAAAAAUAUAGCCAAACAUUAAUUAACAUAAUAAAUUAACCUAUGUUAAGGUUGUUAAAGUAGAUUAACUGUGGCUAAAUUUGUUUGGUUUUAGUUUGUAAAAUUGGGUCAGAGCAAAAGAGUGGGAUUCAUUGGGUGGAGCGAUUGGACAACACUGCAUAUCUGGAGGUGUACCCUGAAAAUAUGGUGUUGCUAUUGGAAUGAUAUUCAAAUAAGCAGUAUUAAACAAUUCCAUAACUGUAGGGCUGGCCUCAUGCUGGUAAGGCUACUGGCAUUGCUUGUCAGCAUUCAGUGGACUUCUUGUGACCUGUGAGCCAAGGUGGGCAGUAUCUGUUUUCAAAGUUAAUCCACAUGUAUUCUUUUUGAUAUAUUAUCAUUUCUCCAAAUAUUACAUUGAUAACAUUUGCCUUUCAUUGUUAAAUGAUAAUAACAUGCCACCAUAUCCUUGUUAUUGUGAUAAAGUAUUUUUAACCAGGCAGGUUAGGAUACACUGUGUGGUACCUUCUCCGAACUAGCUCAUAAAUCACUUGACUCGCAGUUAGGAGUUGUCUUGUGAGUUUCUCUGCAUGACUCAUAACUAUGAGAAGAAUUUUGAAUUUAUGAAUGACUUUAAAUGAAGCUUUUAUGAAGUUUUCCGUAUACUGGCCCUGCUCCUUAGUCUGGAUGUCACACACACACACACACUGUAGCUAAAUAAUUUUGUUAGAGAUGUGAUGUUUUUAUCCUCUCAUCUUUUUUUUAUUUUUUUUAGAAAGCUCUGUUAUCUUCAGGGGGAGACAGAACCUUCAAGAUAAACCAAUUGAUCUCUCAGGUGAACCUGAUAGAAUCAAUACCAGUUUAAGGAGGUGGAUGCUCUAACAGUUAAGUACCAUUAAGCAUGUGAGACUUGAAUUAUUACAUAUAAGGACAAAAUACUAAGUAUGUCUGUGAUCAGAUAACAAUUGGUGAGAUGCUAUACACCAGGUAUUUGGUUUUGCAAGACAAGGUGUUCUUAUUGUUAAAGGCAAUAUCUUACCAAGUGAAAGACUAUAGAAAUACGAUCAUGGGUCAAAUUGAGAAAUUACAGACAUUAGAUUUAAUGCUUUAGAUCAGAGAAGAGAAACUAAAGGCAACAUUUGUGGCUGAACAAGGAGACAAUUAAGAUUGUGAUUACUCAUUCAUUAAGUAAGAUAUAUUGUAAAAAAAAAAAAACAUUACCUUCUCCAAGUAAAACUUUAAAGAUAUAGUUUUGUUUUUUGUAAUAUGAAUUUUGUGAAAAGAAUCUGCCUUUAGGUGUGACAUCACUUUGUAUAUGUGUUGGUGGAUUUUGUCUGAGUUUGAAGAUUAAGGGAAAUAUACCCCUUCUGAUAGUUACUCAGAUAACACGUUUGUGUGUAUUAUAUUCACGGUCACCUGCUGGUCAGCCAGCCAGCCUUCCCCAUGAUGGAGCGAGCUCAGAGCUCCUAGACUGAUCUUCAGGUAGGACAGACCACACUACACACCACACACCGGGAAAGCAAGACCACAACCCCUCGAAUUACAUACUGUAUCUACUUGCUACUAAGUGAACAGGGGCUACACAUUAAGAGGCUCACCCAUUUGCCUUGCCGCGCCGGGGACUCAAACCUGGGCCUUCUCGGUUGUGAACCAAGAGUGUUAACCACUACACCAUGUGGUGUGUGUGUGUGUGUGUGUGUGUGUGUGUGUGUGUGUGUGUGUGUGUGUGUGUGUGCUUGCGUGUGUGUGUGUCCCAGGAGACUCAUUAAUAAGAGGAUAUAAUACAGGUGAUUGAAUUUUAGCUUAAGUACCUUUAUAAUCUUAGCAAGUCUGUAUAGUGACAGUUAAAACUCAAUAGUGGAGAAUCAUGUAUACUAACUUGUUUGAACACAAGUAAUUUUCGUCAGUGUAACAUGACAUUCAUUUUGUUUUUUAAUAGUUUUAACUUGUUUUUUUUUCUUUAUUGGGCUUUCUGCUCUGCUUGGAAAACACAAUAAUGUGAUAGUAAUAUAUUGUUGAUGUUUACAAUGUGCACUAAACCUCAUGAAAUAUUGCCUCUGGCCCUUCAGCCGUAUUAUUACAUAUGUGACAUCUUCCAACAUGCCUCAGCAAUUAGCCAGGAUACUCUCAAGUAUUUAUUUUGUACUUAGUAGAUACAUGGCUAACCAUGAAACAAUGUGCCAAAAUAUUUCAAAAUUACAUAUACUGGAUGUGGAUGUGCCCCAUUCUUUUAUACUUUAUCUAUUUCAUAUAUAUAUAUAUAUA
Portunus trituberculatus (swimming crab) is the source of this 8495-nucleotide messenger RNA. It is a transcript of the gene c11.1, whose product is annotated as maestro heat-like repeat-containing protein family member 1. Gene Ontology annotation, cellular component: cytoplasm. The record is from RefSeq and is a predicted model, not a curated record. NCBI's taxonomy places the organism in Eukaryota, Metazoa, Arthropoda, Malacostraca, Decapoda, Portunidae. The transcript has 26 exons. The coding region runs from base 356 to 5359 and encodes 1667 amino acids.